Ruditapes philippinarum (Manila clam) is the source of this 869-nucleotide messenger RNA. Its product is annotated as sarcoplasmic calcium-binding protein-like. Lineage: Eukaryota; Metazoa; Mollusca; Bivalvia; Venerida; Veneridae. The record is from RefSeq and is a predicted model, not a curated record. The coding region runs from base 152 to 784 and encodes 210 amino acids. The transcript is spliced from 4 exons.
AGAAACGUAUUUUGUCAGAUUUAAGAGUCUUUUGAUCUAAAAUGUAAAAUAUUUUCCAGCUGCAAUAUUUCAAAAGUGUCACUCGAAUUUCAAGCGUAUAUUUUGGACUACUGUUCUUUUGUGCAAAUCAUUUACUAGGAGCAUCGACUGCAUGAGGAUGAUGGUACAUCUAGUGGUUCAUAUCGUUAUAGCUUUGAGUUUAUAUGCCGCUCUGGUAACAACCAGUGCCGAACCAACCCCAAGAAAGGCGAACAGAUACCUUAUUGAGAAGUGGAAAAAGUGGUACACAUUUUGUGACAUCAAUCAUGACGGAGUGAUAUCAGUGGGUGACCCUAAACACUUUGAGACAUUUUACAAGGGUAAUGAUUGUUCAAGAUAUGGAGGACGGAAAACUUCAUUGGAAACAAUGGUUCAACUAUGGAAGGCGGUCCAUUUAUUCAACAAGACGGUAAUCUCUCAAGCUGAAUUUGUAGGAACAGUGAAGCAACAGUUUGAAACAAAUGAUGCUGCUUUCUAUAAUUUGAUUCGCAUGUAUAUGUCUGAGUGGAGCAGAUUUAUAGACUGUAAUGGGAACAACUUACUGUCUAAUGACGAAGUACUAACCCUCUUGUUUGCUAUGGGACACAACAACACAGCUAAAGAUGAAGAAUUAUUCUUCUCCUUUCCAGAUGAAAAUGGAGAGAUUCCUCCAGCGGUGGUAGUUGCCAAUUUCUUGCGCUUUGUAUUUGACAAGGAUAAAGCAAAGCCGGACAUAUUUAAGAACUCUCUUGAUUCUGGUAUCUAAAUAAAGCAUAUCAUUGUGUGUUCUUUUCUUCAAAAGUAUAAUGCAAACGAAUAAGUUGUCAAAAAAAUUAAAGAAAUAAACUAGA